Messenger RNA from Hymenoscyphus albidus, 2122 nucleotides. The record is from the annotation of a GenBank genome assembly. Lineage: Eukaryota; Fungi; Ascomycota; Leotiomycetes; Helotiales; Helotiaceae.
GGUCGACCCAGCACAAUCUGACAAUUGGGCUAUUGGAAUUCCAUUAUGGCUCAAUCGAGGGGAAUUCUAUUCUUCGCCAUUCUCAGCGCCGUCUUUCUCGCUCUCGUCGCCAGCGUAAUCCUCGAUGACUCCAAAUCCUCGGCCUCCGCAACCUAUUGUGUCUCAGGUACCUCUCAUCACGUCACUACCCUCAAUUCGGCCUUGCCUCGAGCAAAAUGUUUCCGCGUACAGAAUGGCAUAUAUACGGAUGUCCUAGAGGAGAUUCCGGAGGCCAAUGGUGAUGAAAUCAAGUACCUGGACGGCUGGGUUUUGCCGGGGAUAAUUGAGUCGCAUGGCCAUAUUUUGCAGUAUGGGGAAAUGCUGGUAUCCGUUUCUUUAUAUGAGGCCGACAGCAUGCAAGAAGUCAGGAAGCGAAUUGUGGAUUUCCUAGAGAAACAUAAAGACGAGGGGUAUGGGACGCGAGAGAAGUGGGUUAGAGGAAUAGGUUGGGAUCAGAAGAAUUUUGGGGGAGUCAUGCCGACAGCUGUAAGCAUAUUAUUUUCGGGAAUCAAUCCAGAGAUGCAAUUGCUAAUACAAUGCAGGCGGAGCUUGGUGAAGAUCCCGCGCUGGCAGAUUUAUAUAUUAUGUUAGACCGCGUCGACGUCCAUUGCGUACUUACCUCUCAACGAGUUCUCGACCUCCUGUCAACCCCACUUCCGGAAGCUCCUCCAGGAGGUGUCGUAGUUACAGAUCCUGGGCCAGGAGUCUUUUGUGACAAUGCACAGGAUUCAUUAGUCUUCCCACUUGCUCCAAAACCAGAUGUUGCUCAAAAGACAAGGUGGAUCAAGAGGGCGAUGGCUGAAUUGAAUAAGGUUGGUAUCACCGGAGCCGGAAUUGCUGGUGUACGACCAGACGAUGUUGAGAUACUAGAGGGUAUGGCUGCAAAUGGUGACUUGACCGUGCGAAUCAACGUCAUGCUCGAAUGUGCUGAAAGAAACACUUAUUGCCCGGAAGAAAUCAAAAAUUUGAAGUUGGCUAAUGAACCUAGCACUAGCAACAUGCUGAUACUUGGUGGAGUGAAGUUAUUCGCAGAUGGUGCACUAGGUUCUUGGGGCGCUGCUCUGUUGGAACCUUAUGCCGACAGGCCGGAGACUAGUGGUACCAUGCUGAUUAACGAGACCGAUCUUACAAACGUGGUUGAUAAUGUGAGAUUGCACUCAAGGCAAAGUAUUUGGACAGGACUGACUUUUUUUGUAGUGGUUUAGUGCUGGGUUUCAAGUCAAUGUCCAUGCAAUUGGGGAUCGAGCCAACCGAGCAGCAGUAGAUGCAUUCGAGAAUGUAUUGGGAAGGACAUGCACUGGCUGUAACUCUGAAAGGAGGCUCCGAAUUGAGCAUGCACAGCUCAUUGUUCGUCCCUUUCCUUCUCUUCCCAUCUCCCAUCUCCCACUCCCAAAUCUCUUGAAAGUUGAGAUUCCUGAACUCUAGUAAUUGCUUAUCAUAUAUAUAGCACCCAAAAGAUCAAUUCCGUAUAGCACGCAUGGGAAUAAUUCCUUCAAUCCAGCCUACUCAUGCAACAUCAGACAUGGCGUACGCUCCUUCACGACUUGGCCAGUCUCGCUUAGACAAAAGUGCAUAUCGCAUGUCUACUUUUUUCCCUCCUCCAGGCUUCAAGAGCCUCUACCCUGGCCCCGUUCUUGGCUCUGACUUCCCUGUGGAACCACCUAACCCGUUCCAUGGCAUGUUUGCUGCUGUAACCCGUCUUUCACCUUUGACCCUUGACAGCCCAUCCGGCAAAGGAGGUUGGCAUCCGAAGGAAAAGUUGAGUGUUGAGCAAGCACUUCGAGGUUUUACUAUUAAUGGUGCUUAUGGGUGGUUAAAAGAGGCAGAAAUGGGAAGCAUUGAGACAGGCAAGCUGGCGGAUUGGGUGGUUGUGGAUAAAGAUAUUUUGGCAGACCCAAGUGGGAUGAGCCUGAUUGAUGUUAAGGUAAGGGAGACCUGGAUCGGCGGACGGAAAAUGUUUGGUCAGACUGAUAUGACCGAGGCGAUUGGCUGGGAGCAUCAGUUAAAAAGCUGGCUCGCAUGGUCGAGAAAUACCAUCGAUGAUAAGAUUGAACGAGGUCUUGCCGCCAUUACUGAGUUGUAG